UAAGGCUGCCUGCUCCUUUCCGCUGUGCUGAGCCCGCUGAAGAGUCGCCAUGAGCAAGGCCCACCCUCCCGAACUGAAGAAAUUUAUGGACAAGAAGUUAUCAUUGAAGUUAAAUGGUGGCAGACAUGUACAAGGAAUACUUCCGGGCUUUGAUCCCUUUAUGAAUCUUGUCAUUGAUGAGUGUGUGGAGAUGGCAACUAGUGGGCAACAGAAUAACAUCGGCAUGCUGGUCAUACGAGGAAACAGCAUCAUCAUGUUAGAAGCCUUGGAAAGAGUCUAAACAAUGGCUGUUCAGCAGAGGAGUUCACAUACUUCCCCGAAGGACUGUUUGACUUGGGUGUAAAAUUGGG
Molecule: messenger RNA, 350 nt
Organism: Myodes glareolus (Bank vole)
Lineage: Eukaryota; Metazoa; Chordata; Mammalia; Rodentia; Cricetidae
Source: RefSeq, a predicted model, not a curated record